GGUGUAUUUUCGCUAAGGGUGCGACGAGCUAUGGCCACAACUCUUACAACGAAGUCGGACUUUGUAUUUGUCCAUGGAAGAACUUGUAAUAAAUUACUUGUACCAAAGAUAGGAUCGAUGCCGACCGCUUUAGCCCGAAGUCGUGGCUGACCAAGAUGACACCAAGACAAGUCCCAUAGAUUGUAGAGGUUGACUUGCUCGUACAUAAGAGUCGUUGAAGCCACAACUUGGGGACAGGUCCUCUCUUCCAAGCAACAACUUUGCAACAUCUUUGGCAUUCCACUUCAGACCAUCAUGAUUUCCAUCUCUCAAUCAUCCAUCUUCUUUCUGGGAAGUUUUGCAGCUCUCCUAGGCACAUCUUACUGCGCCCCAGCAAACUCGCCGUUACGAGUAGAAACAUUCAUUCACCAAGAUGUUUCGCUCAAUAUGGUGUCUUCUCUCGUCAUCGGCUCUGAGGCUGCUAUGCUCAUCGAUUUACCGCUCGCCAUAUCAAGCGCUAAAAGCCUAAAUGCCUGGGUGAGAACCAAGACAAAUAAGCCUAUUGUUGCUGCCUUCACAUCGCAUAAUCACCCAGAUCAUUACCUCGGUGCCCGUAUUUUCCUCGACGAGUUCCCAAACGCGACGUUCUAUGCUAAUCCCAAUGCUGUUGAGGGGAUAACAAUUGGGGCACCGAUAACAUCCGCAUACUGGUCUUCGGUCAUUGGCCCCUCCGAGGUGGUCCAGAACGCAUCGGUCCCCACGCCCUUCCCAUACUCUUUCUUUACUCUUCCUGGAGACCCUGAGUAUCCUAUCCACCUAAUUCAGCCCUUGACUGGCGACACUGUUGACGAAACAUUAUUCUGGAUACCAUCUUCACGCACACUAAUUAGUGGCGAUACCGUAUAUGGUGGCAAAAUGCAUAUUUUUAUGGCGGACAUGCUCACCCCGGAAUUGACUGCCUCUUGGGUCUCGACGCUUGAUUUCCUCUCAAACAUGAAGCCGAAAGUCAUUAUACCUGGGCACUCGCUUGCUAAUGUGUCAUUUGUCGGGACCGAAAAUAUAAAAUCUACACGAGAGUACCUAGAGUUUUGGCAGACCGAAGUAGAAGCGAAGGGAUCGGACUAUUAUACCCCUCAAGAGCUGUACCAGCUCUUAGAUCAGCGUUUUCCUGGAAGGCAUGAUUCGACAUCAGAAGUCUUGCUAAACAUUACAGUUGAGAACUUUGGGAAAGGUGGAACUAGGUUCGCGCAUUUUAUAGAUUUCACCGUGUACACCGAUGAGAAGGAACUGGACGGGUGGGAGCUCUAGGAUCAUCAAUGUUUCCUGUCAACAGAGCUUUCCUUGCCCAAAGCCAACAUUUCAGAGCCACCAAGAUUAAUGAACCAGACUAGGCAAAAUCUGGCACUUUCCUGACACUUACGAUUCCAAGCUUGUUAAAAUCCAAUUGAAAUACUAAGUUCGCUUUAAAUUUUGAGACUUUUUGAA
Molecule: messenger RNA, 1464 nt
Organism: Botrytis cinerea B05.10
Lineage: Eukaryota; Fungi; Ascomycota; Leotiomycetes; Helotiales; Sclerotiniaceae
Exons: 2
Coding region: 295-1287 (330 amino acids)
Source: RefSeq, a predicted model, not a curated record